AUGAACAAUAGCCCCGACGAAGAGCAAAGUAGAGCUCUUCAGCCGAGACCACUCAGAAUACCAGCUUCACAACCCCCACCUUUCCCGACAUCAUCAGAACACUUGAAUGGAGAAGCUGCGCCUACAAGUUGCCUGGUUGAUUCUGGAGAAGGAGAGUCUUCGAUGCCUAUAAUCAGCGACGCCGACGCUGCUGGGGAUCCUGGACAAAACCAGGAUCUGCCGGGUGCCGCACCAACUACCGGCGAAGGCAAUCCUGGUCAGCCAGAUGAUGUUGCAUUUGAGAGCUUUCAUCGAAGCUUCACUAUCGGUGGCAAUGUAUUGGAUAAUCUCGGAACUACUCCGAGAUCAGGGGAUGGACCGUUCCCAUCUGUGGCUCCAACCGAGACUCAGGAUCAGGCACCAUCCCCGAUGACUCCAUCGCCAGUGCCGCCACCCGUGAUCCCCGAGGCUCAACUAUCGCAGCUACACGAAGAUCCAACUGUAGUGCAGGCACGAAAGUCUAUGAUGGCGCGUACAGGAGAUCGUCACGCACGAGGCAAAUUGCCUGGACCGACAGAAGGAAGGUUUGUAGCGCCAGAUCGGGGGUCCGCAGAGCCACAAAUACCAACUCCACGGAGCUCCAAACGAUAUACAAGGAAAAAGCAACGCUUGCCGGAUUUUGUUGUGGGGUACCUACGAACUGACACUCCUGCUCCGUUGAAAAGUAGUGAGCAUGUCAUCACAUGCAGACGAUGCGACAAAAGUCUAGGAGCACUCAAAGCAUCGGUGGCUAUCCGUUGCAAGGCUUGUGGGGAAGUCAACCCGGCAUCGCCUGGAAAUAGAUAUCAUCAACCACGUUUUUCAGCAGGCUAA
Messenger RNA from Seminavis robusta, 852 nucleotides. The record is from the annotation of a GenBank genome assembly. Lineage: Eukaryota; Bacillariophyta; Bacillariophyceae; Naviculales; Naviculaceae.